UCAGCUGAAAUACAGAGCUGAAGUAACAAAGACAAUUCAGCAUGUAGACUUUUUGAUUUGUUGGGAUAUUCCUGAAAAUAUUUGUCAAUCAUUUUGAUUAUAUAAUCAUAUAAAAACUUAAAAAGUGUGCACACUGGUUACAGUAAACAAAAUCUGCUUGAGUGAUCUGAUACACUAACAAUAAGCAUGGAAAGUAUACGUAAUCAAGCAAAGUGACGUGACAUGUGUGAGACACAGAGUGAGAAGACGAUUAGCGUUCAGUCACUCGUAUAAACUUGUUGAACGUAGAAGUCUUCGCUGUGUUGUUUUUUUGGUUUUUGUCUUGUCAUUUUAGCUAAUCUGUUGACAUUUCUACUCGAAUUUUUUUUGGAAAUACAAAAUUGUAUCUUUCGAUAUUGUUCAAAUUUGAUUGUUGUUGCAAACAGCAAGUUAUUGCGACUAAAAGUAGAAAAUAAUAAUUUCUAGUCAACAAAAUGGUUUUAAUACGACUUGUGCGCAAUAUUAGUUCUAGUCUACCGAAAAAUGUUGUACACCGUCAACAAUUAUCAUUUAGUUCGAUCGCAGCCAAACAUGGAUUUGAUUGGCAAGAUCCGUUUCAAUUGGAAUCAUGUUUAACGGAAGAGGAAAAAUCGAUACGAGAUACGAUGCGAUCCUAUUGCCAAGAGAAUUUGAUGCCAAGAAUAUUGGAUGCCAAUCGAAAUGAAGUCUUUGACAAGGCGAUAAUGACGGAAUUGGGGUCUCUGGGUAUCUUGGGAUGUACAAUUAAAGGCUAUAAUUGUGCGGGAAUUUCAAGCGUAGCUUAUGGCCUUAUAACUCGUGAGGUGGAACGUGUUGAUUCUGCCUAUCGGUCAGCUGUAAGUGUACAAAGCUCAUUGGCGAUGGGAGCAAUUUAUGAUUUUGGCAGCGAAGAACAGAAAAACAAAUAUCUACCAAUAAUGGCCAAAGGUGAAUUGAUUGGUUGUUUCGGUUUGACCGAGCCAAAUCACGGAAGUGAUCCAGCGGGUAUGGAAACCAAUGCCAAAUACGACAGCAAAACCAAAUCUUACAUAUUGAAUGGGUCAAAGACUUGGAUCACGAAUGCUCCGAUAUCGGAUAUAUGUGUGGUUUGGGCGCGUUGUGCGGACAAAAAAGUACGAGGUUUCAUCAUUGAUCGGUCUGAAAACUCCGAAGGGUUGUCAACGCCAACGAUUCAUGGGAAAUUCUCGUUGCGUGCAUCUGCCACUGGAAUGAUAUUGAUGAACGACUUGCGUGUUCCAGAGCAAAAUGUUCUACCGAACGUUGAAGGGCUGAAAGGUGCGUUGAGUUGUCUGACAAAUGCCCGUUUCGGCAUUGCAUGGGGCGCAUUGGGAGCAGCUGAAGCAUGUCUGCAAAUUGCUCGUGAUUACACCUUAGAUAGAAAGCAGUUCAAAAAGCCAUUGGCCGCAAAUCAACUGAUUCAGAAGAAAUUUGCAGACAUGAUAACCGAAAUUGGACUCGGUCUCAACGGUUGCAUACAAGCUGGCAGACUUAAGGAUGAGAAAAAAUUAACUCCAGAAUUAGUCUCACUACUGAAGCGAAACAACGCUGGAAAAUCACUGGACAUAGCGCGUAGUGCAAGAGACAUUCUCGGUGCAAACGGAAUUUCAGAUGAGUAUCACAUUAUCCGGCAUGUCAUGAACUUGGAGUCAGUCAACACAUAUGAAGGAACCCAUGAUAUUCAUGCAUUGAUUCUGGGCAGAGCAAUCACUGAUAUUGCUGCAUUUUAAUGACUUUUCGCUUCGGAAACUCUGACUUUUAUUAAAACUGCCAAAAAUAUGUAAAAAAAAUUGAAAAAUAAACCAAUUUCAUGUUGAAAACCAAAUUGCAAUAUUUAAAA
This is a messenger RNA of Sitodiplosis mosellana (orange wheat blossom midge), 1855 nucleotides long. Its product is annotated as glutaryl-CoA dehydrogenase, mitochondrial. The record is from RefSeq and is a predicted model, not a curated record. Gene Ontology annotation, molecular function: glutaryl-CoA dehydrogenase activity; fatty-acyl-CoA binding; flavin adenine dinucleotide binding. Lineage: Eukaryota; Metazoa; Arthropoda; Insecta; Diptera; Cecidomyiidae. Gene Ontology annotation, biological process: fatty acid beta-oxidation using acyl-CoA dehydrogenase; fatty-acyl-CoA biosynthetic process. Gene Ontology annotation, cellular component: mitochondrial inner membrane. The transcript is spliced from 8 exons. The coding region runs from base 474 to 1745 and encodes 423 amino acids.